AUGCCCGGCCGCCGCCAGGAAUCCGCUCCCACCGGCUCCUUCGGCGUCACUGCUGCUCGCUCCGGCUCGCCCAUUCACUUUCUGCCUCUGACCGCUGCCGGCUCGCACUUCUAUCUCGGCGGCAAGAGCCAGACCUAUAUUCCCGAGGGUGUCCCUCUCAGCAAGUCGACCAACGACACCAUCCUGACUGGCUCCCACUACCUUGACGUCGUUGUUCCCGGCGGCCAGGAGAUCUACGUCGAUGCUUCCGGUGCUCUUACACCCCCGGCAAGAGCGGCAGUCUCGGCACCUGGAGCUACGGCUCCGGCUUCAUUGCUUGCCCUACUGCUUCCAAUGCCACUGCCACCCCCUACAGCCGCCGCCUGGCAGGUCUUCUCUGCUCAGAAGAACGCCACCGUCCCCACUGGCAACAUCAACGACUGCCUCGGGUUCGACGCUCUCGCUGUUCCCAUCAACACUAACACCACCCAGCCCACCUGGGAGUACAUCUAA
Penicillium waksmanii is the source of this 492-nucleotide messenger RNA. RefSeq names its product putative IgE-binding protein. The record is from RefSeq and is a predicted model, not a curated record. The transcript is spliced from 4 exons. Lineage: Eukaryota; Fungi; Ascomycota; Eurotiomycetes; Eurotiales; Aspergillaceae. Bases 1 to 492 code for a protein of 163 amino acids.